This is a messenger RNA of Xyrichtys novacula (pearly razorfish), 4787 nucleotides long. The record is from the annotation of a GenBank genome assembly. NCBI's taxonomy places the organism in Eukaryota, Metazoa, Chordata, Actinopteri, Labriformes, Labridae.
AGGUUCGCUGUUCACAGAGGGAAGAACAAGAAAAAGAGCGGAACUUUAAGUUUCUAGAACAAAUGUUUCAAGUCGACGAAAUUUGGAGCGACUCCUCUUGGAAAGAUGGUUAAAUUUGCGCGCUGACGUUCACAAGUUUCAUUCAUUAAUUGUAUUUUUUAAGCUUUAUUAUUGCAGGUGCCAUGGCUGAUCCAGGUAUUUAUCUUAUAGGAGUUGAAAUGUUUGUCUGUAUGAUCGUUAACAACAGUAACGAUGAUGACUGUCGGUUCUGCUUAUAAAUCUUAAGCCUGUGAGAGAUUUACUGAUCAUACAGAUGUAAUAACAAACGCUGUGGUUUUACAAUCCGAAAACUUUAAAGAAGGCAUCUCAUGAUCGGAAUUUUCGCCUUCCUAUUAGUUACAAACGUGUGUACAUCUGUAAUGGUGUAAAAUAAUGUGAACCUCUCCGAGCAUCAACAUACUUUUGUGUACGUGCUUAUUGUAGCCUCACUUUGUGCAACAGAGAAAUACUUCACAAACUAUCUCUUUACCCGACUUAAAGCUGUUAUAAUGAGCCUUAAAGUGUAAUUGUUAUUUAUGACCCUUACUAUGUGACAUACAGUUACUUUACUGUGUUAUUUAAUCACUAUUGAAACAAAGUGUUGUCUCUAUAUUUCACAGGACCUAACAAAGACAAUAUCAGAGCUGGAUGCAAGAAAUGUGGAUAUCGUAAGUAAAACUUUAAUUCUUUUUUUUUGUUUGAAUAUUUUUGCACAUCGCUGUUGUUGUCUCUUUAAUAUUAGGGUUCAUUUAUGGUUAAUUUAUGGUCACCCUAACAUACGUAUCUUCAAUGCCGUGCUGAGACAGGGCAGCAGCGGCUGACGACCGGUGGAGAGCAUCGAAUACAUGUGACUCCUUAUAUUUGAUGCCGUCCCCCGUUGACAAAUGUUUAAGUAUGUUGCUGGUGUUUCCACCUUUGCGUGUUAUCAUUGCUCCACAAACAUUACACUUUUGUCGUCUUUCUUGGUAAAAUUAAGCCACGCUUUAGCUCGUUUCUGCCUACUUUGCGGACCGUCUGCCAUGUUUUUUUCUCGGUAUCUGUUCCAGUUUGCAUACACUGGCACUCGCGAGACUGUUUUUCAAGGCACCCGGAAGAAAGGAAUCAUUAAGGGAAUCAUUAGGAUGAAAUGUGAAUGAUGUCGAUUUGAAACCGGUUCUCAACAAGAACUGGUUCUCGAUUCCCAUCCCUAGAUGCAACAUUGAGCAGUAUGAUCAUAAUCAUGUUUGACUGAUCAGUACCUGAUUAUCGGACACUGCUUCACACCUCCCAUAGAGGCUUACAGUCUUAAAAUGUUAGUUCAACAGUGAACAGUUGACUUACCUUGCUGUCACAGUUUAACCCUCUUCUCCUGGGUUUAACUCUCCAGCUGGCCACUUAACCUUCGAGUGUCGAAACUUUGUCCGCGUUGACCCGCAGAAGGACAUUGUUCUGGAUGUGAGCAGCACCAGCAGUGAAGAGAGUGAGGAGGAGGUAGCAACAACUCAGCGCAACGAGAAGCAGAAGCGAGGGGCCCAGCAUCGCAGAGGUAAAUAUUAGGAUCCCUAUAAGCAGGUUUAAAAGAGUGCCGACUGAUUGAUCACGAAGAAUGUUAAAAAAAGAUGAUCAGAGGUGUUUGAAUUUGCUCCUCAAAUAAUUUCUACCUAUUUGAAAUAUUUGAUUGUUGCUGAUUUUAAUCUACAAGCUGCCCUUACUUCAGUUACAAGUGUUGAAACUGUUCUAUCUUCAUUUCCAUAAAGGUGCCAAUGAUGAUGAUGGUGACAAAAAGAAGAAGCGCAGGCGAAAGAAAAGCAGAGACAGAAUGUCAAGAAAGAGGUAAUAUUUUCAAAUGUUCCUAUUGCUUUGGCCACUAAGUACCAACUUUAAUACUUGAAUUGCAGACAUAUGAAAUGGACACUUAAUAAAAGAUGUUCUUCCAUCUACAGUACUUGUGGAAACCAUAAUUUCUCUGCAGAUCUGAAUUUACACAACUUCUCUUAAGCUACGUAGUGAAGCUGUUUAACUCCCCCUAAAAAAGUAGUGUUAAAAAAUUUUGUUUGCUUUUAGCAGCACUUCAUUUUUCCCUUCUAUUUUUACCCCCUAGAUCUGCUUCAUUGUCAAGUGAUGAGGUGACUACAAAGAAGAAAAAGAAACGCAGCAAAUCCUCCUCUUCAUCGGACGAGGAGGAAGGGAGGAAAAAGAAGAAGAAGGUAAAAGGCCACAAGAAGAAAAGCAAAAAGAACCACAGGGAUCACGGGAAGAAUCACAAGAAGAAGUCCAAGAAGAAGAAACAGGAGUCAUCCUCCUCUUCCUCCUCCAGCUCCAGUGAAUCCUCAGACAGUGACUGAUACAAACACACUUUGGAGUGUCUGUUUAUAACAUUUGUUUGACAAAGACACGGUUGAUCGUCGAUAAGGCACCUCAUCUUGCAUCCAUAUGGUAAUAUGAAACUAUUAUAAAACCAGGGAACAUGUUUUGAUAAAGUGUUACUUUUUUCCACCUGCAGUCCUGCUGCCAUGUCUGCAUUGAUACGUUGGUUUUGGUUUUGCUCUUAGACUUAGGUUUACAGUGUACAAUUUUCUUAGACCAUAUGAACUUUUUCUCCAUGUUUAUUAUUUUUUUUUACAUAUUUUAAUUUGUCAAUUAUAAAUUCUGACUUGGGUGACUUGGGUUUUGGUAUGAAAACAAUAACCCCAAGUGUCUGACAGUAUCAGCAGUAAUAUAAUGAAAGGCCAUGUAAGCAGCCAAAAAGGGAGGUUGUAGCAUUUUUGAGUAUGUAGUUACUUGCUGGGAUUGUAUUACAGUACCAUCACCUCCUUGCAAAGUCCCUGUGAGUCAAAAGUAGAGGUAUCCAGUGAUGUGACUACUUUUUCAAAGCGUAAUUUCUGUUAUAUAUCCACCUGCACCUCCUCAAAGCUGCCACAGCUUUUUCAAGAGUUUACUCCAAAACAUUAAUGUGUCUACAUGUUAGGAAGAAUCAUUUGGUGUUUCCUCCUUUUGUGGUUCCCAUUUUAUUUUUGGAAAUAAAAUAUAUAUUUGUAUCAGAAAAUUUCACCUUGAGUUAAGUUUAUUAAAUAACUCAUAUAGUAAACAUUAGAUGUAAUAUCGUGGGUGUGGGAAUUACUCAUGCAGGAUGUAAACCUGCUUUUCUGUCACAGAAACUGCAGUGCAGCACUAUGUCCUGUAGAGGGCAGCAGUGUACUUUUAAAUGUCAAAGAAUUUAUGCAGCAUCCCAAAGAAACAGAUGACAAAUCAGAAAUUGAGACAUUAAAGAUCACUUACCCUAUUGAAGCAAAAUGCACUGCAUCUCAAAUGUAACAGAAAAAAAAUCAUAUCUGUGGGUCAAACAGUCUGCACAAAAUUAACCAUGCUGUGACUUUACAGAAGGGAACCGUGUCAUUAUUUAGUCAGAACAUUUCACAUACUUUAUGGAGGAACACUGUGAUAAUACUGAGUAGAACUGGUUGAGGAUUUCAGUGCAGCAAGAAGCUGGUUCACCGUCAUUUAAAUGUCCUCAGUAAACUUAAUGGGAACAUUUAGAUUUGAUUGUUGCAGCAGCGUGAACUGUUAUAAAAACAAUCACUCUGCACCAAACACUCAUUUUACAUUAUAGCUACUAAAGACCUUUUUUUAUUUUUUAAAGUUGACAAACCCCCAAACUGUAUCUGGCUGCCAACUUCUGUCUUAUUUUUACUGUCUCUGACUUUGGAAUAAUCAGUUGGCAGACUUACAGAGAGGGAGGAAACAUCUUAGAGUGUUACAUAAUACUGAUACUUGAUUGAUUUGCCAAAUUAUCAAAGGUUCCUGAGUAAUAACACCACUUGGCCCAUGCAGUAGAAACAGAGGCACCUGUGUUGGACGUAAAUCUGACUUGCAAAAGUAAGGAUUUUGGAAGUAGGGGUGUGGUAAUUUACAAAUAUUACCUGACAUACACUGUAUACAUUAGUCUUCAGAGCAUCAGCCACACGUUUCACAAAGACAUAAUCAAAACAGUUCAUAUUAAACUCGUUUUCAGAUUGUCAGAGACAGAGCCACGGAGGACUAACUGAGCCACCUCCAAGGAAAACAAUCCCAUUACCUCCUCUUUCGACAGUAUUACAACCUCCGGCUAAUUCGUGAAACUGCAGAAAAAAGAAAAAAAAUAGAUCAUCCCCAACCUUUUAAACUUAAGAUUUUUGGAAGUCAUUUUUUGGUAGAUGUAGCUGUGUGACAGAUGUUUAUAAGUUUGCCGUUAAUUUCACUUUGCCUGGGGGAAGGGGAGAUCCUUUAAAACAUCUGUCACAUCCUGACAGCUACAUGCAUGGCUACUGAGCAAAAUCUGGCAUUGUGACAACAUAUUUUCUGCUUCUUUAUCUCUCUGAGGACCUGAGGCUAGAUUCCCCCUGAAAAAUGAAAUAAAAUAAUAAAAAUCUUUCUCCUACUGGCAGCUAGUUGAGGUAAUAACUUAGUAAAUGAACUCUGGAUGUUGGAUUGAAAUGUAUUAUGAAUGCAGGGGGUAAUGGGCGCUGUUUUCCACUCUAAAUCCUAGUUCUACUCUGGUUCAGUCAUUUCUGAGUAAAAAGAAAGGUCUAAAAUGGUAUUAGUUACCAGGGGGGAGAUGAAAUCUUCCAACAUAUUUAAUCUGUGAUGACAUUCCAGUCAUGUGAGUUAUUAUAGACAUUAAGCUUGCUAACUUUUAGUAACUUGGUAUUCUUGCACUUUCAAGCGUUAGAUGUGCUUUAAUAAAUGUAAACAAAAAAGUUUCUUAACAUUAAUAAAGCCAUGUUUGCUCA